Jaminaea rosea is the source of this 1017-nucleotide messenger RNA. RefSeq lists its product as hypothetical. The coding region runs from base 73 to 1017 and encodes 314 amino acids. Gene Ontology annotation, cellular component: transcription export complex 2. Gene Ontology annotation, molecular function: double-stranded DNA binding; RNA binding. The transcript has 2 exons. The record is from RefSeq and is a predicted model, not a curated record. NCBI's taxonomy places the organism in Eukaryota, Fungi, Basidiomycota, Exobasidiomycetes, Microstromatales. Gene Ontology annotation, biological process: poly(A)+ mRNA export from nucleus; transcription elongation by RNA polymerase II; post-transcriptional tethering of RNA polymerase II gene DNA at nuclear periphery.
CGUAGCCUCUUCCUCCGCAUCCUCACCUCCGUCCCACCCAGCACCGACUCGAGGCCCUACCUGCCAGUCCUGAUGCAGAUCCUCCUCGACCUACGCCAACUUGCCCUCCUAGCAGAUCGCGUCACAGCAGCCUCAGAGCCCUCGACAUCCACCUCCCGCCCCGCACAGCCCCACCUUGAAUCAACAGCUCGCCACCUAAACAAAGCCUUCACGGCCUGCGUAGCAGAUCGCAACCCUUCUCUCCUCACCUCGCGCAAAUGGGCAACCUACCGCAUAGUCGCCAUCCUCUUCCGCACCUACUUUCGUCUACGCGCCCUCCCUCUAUGCCGUAACGUCCUCCGAGCACUCAGCGCUGCCCCUCUGCCUCCCCUAGACCAUUUUCCUCGCGCGGACAGGGUCACAUUCAGAUACUACACGGGACUGCUACACUUCCUGGCGCAGGAUUAUGCACCCGCGCUGCAGGACCUCAGUGAGGCGUGGGGCGAAUGCCAUGCGGGGGCGAUCAAGCAGCAGGAGUUGAUACUGGUGCCUUUGAUUCCGCUGGAGUUGCUCUUGAGGGGGAGGAGGCCAAGUAAGGUGCUCCUGGCGCGUUUCCCAAAGUUGGAGGCGCUUUACAGCCCUUUCCUGAGCUCCUUGGCGCCCAAGCCCGACCUGAGACGAUUUGCCGCUGCGCUUGCUGAGCCAAGCUUCGAGCGUGCGCUCGUGGUGCGUGGAACCUACUUGGCCGUCGAGGCUUUCCGGCCCAUCCUUCUGCGGCAGGUAGUCAGGCGAUUGUGCGCCCAGGUGCUGAAGAGCACGCGUGUGAAGCUAGCGGAUGUGCAGACUGCGCUUAGCGAAAUUGAAGCCGGAGACGCCGCAGCGGAGGUGGAGUGGCUGGUCGGCUCCCUGAUUGCCCGCGGCUUCGUAAAGGGGUACCUCUCCCACGAGAGGCAGAUGAUGGUUCUGAGCAACGUCAACGCCUUCCCGCCGUUGAAGGAUGUGGCUGCCGCGGGGAGUGGAGGCGUUGUAGGCAUCUAA